Messenger RNA from Linum tenue, 1628 nucleotides. The record is from the annotation of a GenBank genome assembly. Lineage: Eukaryota; Viridiplantae; Streptophyta; Magnoliopsida; Malpighiales; Linaceae.
AUGUUUGUACGGAAAACAUCAUGUUACAAAUACCACUACCACGCCGCCAAGCUCCGAGAUUUUACGGCCAAAGCCGACAAGAUACUGGCCGCGCCUCCGUCGUCUCCCGCCGUCCGUCCUCCUCCGAGGGUUGGCGGAGUGUUUUACCCGAUCGGGUACGGAGCAGAUCCCACAGGUCACAACGACAGCGCCGACGCGAUACAGAGCGCGUUGAACGACGCGUUCGAGCAACUGAGCGAUCCGAGCCAGGAAUUGAUGCCCGGAAUUAAGGACCUGGGCGGCGCCGUCAUCGACCUCCAAGGCGGCAAGUACAAGAUCGGCAAGCCCAUCUCCUUCCCACCUGUCGGCGGCGGCGACAUCCUCAUAAAAGAAGGGAGUUUGCGAGCGGCGGAAGGUUUUCCAUCGGACCGUUUUCUGGUGGAGUUACUGUUCCCGCAAUCGGAGAUUCUGAUAAACAAAACGGAGAAUGUGUCGUUGUUGCAGGGCACCACGAUCUUCUAUGAGGACAUAACGUUCAGAGACCUCCUCUUCGACUCGGGGCACAGCGGCGGCGGCCUACUGGUGGUGGACACCGCCAGGGUCCGAAUCCUUAACUCCUACUUCUUCAACUUCACGACGCAGGGGAUUUUGGUGCAGGGCGGUCACGAGACCUUCAUCCAGACCUGCUUUAUUGGGCAGCACCCCACCGUGGGACGUGACAAGAACGAAAGGUACUACUCAGGCACGGGGAUCGACCUGGCGAGCAACGACAACGUGAUCACCGACACGGUGAUCUUCUCGGCGCGGGUCGGGCUCCUGGUGAGGGGCCAGGCCAACGUCAUCACGGGGCUCCACACCUACAACAACAACAACAAGUCGCGCCACUCCGCCGCCGCCGCCGGCGUCCUGCUGAAGUCGGACGCGAGCUACAACCGGAUCACGGCCUCCUUCUUCGACGGCAACAACAACCAGGUGGUGGUGGAGGACCCUUACUUCGUCCACAUCACGGGCAACUUCUUCUUCGGGCACGCCAACGUGGUUCUGAAGCCGGCGAAGAGGGACGGUGGCGCCAUCGCGCUUGUCGUCGUCGACAACUACUUCGUCGGGUUCGCCGGCGAGCCCAUGGUGGAGCUGCAGGGGGAGUUCACGACGGUCCACGACGUGGUUGUGGACCAGAACCAGGGGAAGUACCUGACCGUACAGUCCACGGCGGCGAAGGUGACGGUGGCAGGGAGAGGAACGAAGUGGGUUGCUGAUUUUAGCAAGAAGUUGGUGUUUCCUAACAAGAUCGACCAUUUUCAGUACUCGUUCUUGGUGAAGCAGCAGCGGCCGGCGGAAGGGUGGGGCGGGCCUAGGUUUCCGAUCCACGCGGCGACGAACGUGUCGGGGAAUGUGGUGGUGGUGGAGAGCGAGGACGUGGUGGACGCCGUCGUUUCGGUGGUGGUGGAUCAGUUCAAUCCCAUUGGAGAGGGGACUUUUGCAUUUGACGGUAACGGUGAAGGAUAUAAGGUUCUGCGUAAGGUCGUGUAGAAAUGAAACACGAGGGGGUUGUAUAGCUUCCGUGUUCAAUCAAGAUUAAAACUAAGAAUUUUUUAUUGAGAAAAAAAAAUAAUGUAACGGUGACAAAGAAUUAAGAACAGAAAACAAUG